Messenger RNA from Coregonus sp. 'balchen', 2812 nucleotides. The record is from the annotation of a GenBank genome assembly. Lineage: Eukaryota; Metazoa; Chordata; Actinopteri; Salmoniformes; Salmonidae.
UAGGUGUGUAGUACACUGACCCGGCCUGUGAUAGGCUAGGAGUCAGACCAUGACCACCAGGGCCAUGAUUGGCUCCCCGGGCCCCGGUGUGUGGUCCCUGUCGCUGUGGCGGUGGGUGAGUCUCUGGGGGCCGGCCCUGCUGCUGGUUGCCAUGAUAACCCUGCUGCCAGGCGGUUGCCAGGCGUGCCCACCACGGUGCGAGUGCUCGGCCCAGAUCCGGUCGGUCUCGUGCCAGCGGCGGCGACUCACCGGAAUUCCAGAGGGCAUCCCUACGGAAACACGCAUCCUGGACCUCAGCCGGAACCGGCUCCGCUUGGUCGAGACGGGCGACCUGGCGCCGUACCCGCACCUUGAAGAAGUGGACCUGAGUGAGAACCUCAUUGCCACACUGGAGCCCAACGCGUUCGCCAAUCUGCAGAGCCUCCGGGUGUUACAGCUGAGGGGGAACCAGCUUAAGCUGGUACCCAUGGGGGCCUUCGCCAAGCUGGGCAACCUAACAACGCUGGACCUGAGUGAGAACAAGAUGGUGAUUCUGUUGGACUACACCUUCCAGGACCUGAGGAGUCUGAGACACCUGGAGGUAGGAGACAACGACCUGGUCUACAUCUCUCAUAAGGUAAGCUGUUACCCCAUCUGUUUACCAAGCACUUUAUUGUUCCUGAUCUGUCUAUAACCUUUUAUUGAUUAUAUUAUGUUUCCACGAUUGGCACUCACAUCUAAUCAAGUUCGAUCUGAUUGUAUUUGAAGGCCUUUUCUGGUCUGCUGGGGCUGGAGGACCUGACCAUCGAGCACUGCAACCUGACGUCCAUCUCUGGCCAGACACUGUCCUACCUACGCAGCCUGGUCACUCUGCGAUUACGGCACCUCAGCAUCGCCGUCCUAGAAGACCAGAACUUCCGCAAGCUUAUCAACCUGCGGGGGCUGGAGAUCGACAACUGGCCCUAUCUGGAGUACAUCUCCCCGCUCAGCUUCCAGGGCCUGGACCUGUCCUGGUUGUCCAUCACUAACAGCAACAUCACCUCCGUCCCCUCGUCCUCCUUCAAGAACCUAAUCCACCUCACCCAUCUCAACCUGUCCUACAACCCCAUCACCACCCUGGAGCCCUGGGCCUUCAGGGACCUGCUGAGGCUCAAGGAGCUGAUCAUGGUAAACACGGGCCUGGCUAUGGUGGAGCCUCACUCCCUGGGAGGCCUCAGACAGAUCCGGGUCCUCAACUUCUCCUCCAACGAACUCCAGACCCUGGAGGAGGGAUCGUUCCACUCCGUCAACAGUCUGGAGACGCUGCGGGUGGACGGGAACCCGCUGCUGUGUGACUGCCGUCUGUUGUGGAUCCUGCAGAGACGCAAGACCCUCAACUUUGACGGCAGGGUGCCUGUGUGCACUGGGCCGGAGGAGGUGCAGGGGUUUAGCCUCAGCACCUUCACCGACUCAGCGCUCUUCGAUCACUUCACUUGCCAGAAGCCCAAGAUACGCAACCGCAAGCUUCAACAGGUAAGAGUUAUUAUCCCACUUUGCUGUACACAUAAGCAUAAUGUAACUACAGUGUAGGUACACAUUGAUAUGUAGUACUUACAGCUUCGUUGCCUGUUUCCGUUUUUUGCCUAAUACUUCAUUCAUUCUUUAAUUCAUUAAUUUAUCAAUUCAUUAAUUCAUUUAUCCAUUCAUUCAUUCCUCUAAGGUGACAGCUCGUGAGGGCCAGCCAGUGAGUUUCCUCUGCAGUGCCGUGGGAGAGCCCGCCCCCAACAUCAUGUGGAUCUCCCCUCAGCGCCGAAUAAUCACAGCCAAGAGCAAUGGCCGCAUCACUGUCCUCCCAGGAGGGACGCUAGAGAUCCGCUACGCCCAGGUCACCGACAGCGGCACCUACAUGUGCAUCGCCAGCAAUGCCGGCGGCAACGAUACCUACUUUGCCAUGCUCACCGUCCGGGGCGCGCCGCUGGAUGCCGCGUCAGCCUUCUUCGCAAACCGCUCGCUGUACGGCGGCGAGUUCUUCAACGACACAAAUCUGAACAGCACGCGCGUCUUCCUCAAGUUCACCCUGGACCUGACCACCAUCCUGGUCUCCACGGCGAUGGGCUGCAUCACCUUCCUGGGCGUGGUGCUCUUCUGUUUCCUGUUGUUGUUCGCAUGGAGCCGGGGGCGGGGCCAGCGCAAGAACAACUUCACAGUGGAGACCCCUUUCCGGAAGGCAGAGGGGCCGGCGGCCACGGGUGGUGCCGGAGGGGCCCGGAAAUUCAACAUGAAGAUGAUAUGAAACAAUGCAGCCAGGGGCCACACGGGGAGGCAUAAGCACGUCACGGAAACGUGUUUGACAAAACACACAGCACUGACUCGCAAAAAAUAAAAUAAAAAAUGCAUACGGUAUUCACACAUGGCAUGUUAUCAUGACCAGAUUCGGUUUGAUGAUGACCUUGAUCUCACCUGCUCUUACUGGUUUUUUUCAGCUUGUGGUACAAAUGUGUAUUUAAGAUAAUAUAUCAUUGUCAUUGAGCUUGAUAAGAAUUAUAGAAGUUAAGAAUUUCGUGUGAUCUCUUAGGUGAUUACUGUGUUGUGAAAUGCUUGUAGUUAUGUCUCUCUCACAGGAAGCCACAUCACAGGAAGUGAAAAGGACUUCCUGGAAGCUGUGUACUUGUAGUGGUCAUUGCACAGAGGGCAUGGAGAGACACGGCUAUCAACUUAUCACAGUAGUUGUAGUCUUGCUUUCUUAAAUUCUGCCUUUUUGAGAAAUAUUGCAAUAGCAUGUAAAUAUUGCAAUUUAAAGUAAGUUGUAUAGUAAUAAGAUUAUAGUAUUGAAUAAAAACAAGCCAUUUUUAUA